AUGGCUGCUCUGCAUUACAAGGGGCCGGGAAGCGUGUUGAGUAAUCCAACCCGCAAAGGCAUCAAGCUGGGGUCUACGCUGCACUUAACUAACUCUGAAAACGCUCUCGACUUUCCUCCGGGACUUUCUCCUCAGCCGACACCAGGGCCGGAGGUGGGCGCUCUCAGCCGCUGCCUGAGGGACAAGCCGGGACGGCGCGGUGGGCGGGGCCUGCGGGCUGGGCGGGGCGUGCGGGCUGGGCGGGACCCAAAGGUAAGUGCGGCCUGCGGGUGGGCGGGGCCCGCAAGGCCGCGCGGCGCCGCCCGGAAGCCGGGCGUGCUGGGUGGUCCGCCGGGUGACAGGCCGGUCGCGCUGUGGGCUUCGAGACUUCCAGGGAGGACGGCGCUGGCGGGAACGCUGCUGCCUGCCGGGCCGCGGAGGGCUGCAGCGGGCAUCCUCACCGCUUCGGAGCCCCCGGCCAGGACCGCUUCCCGGCUGCAUUCGUCAGGGCUGACUUUUGCACACUUUGUGGAGUGGAUUGUGACUGGCCGUGCCGAGCAUUAUUCUGUUUCCCACACCCGGCUGCGCCCCUACAAGGGCAGACCCAGGUCAUCACCAAGAAAUGGCAUGAUAUGUGAACUGGAGGCCUUAUUCCUUUCCACUAUACUCCUGUACCAUUAA
Molecule: messenger RNA, 660 nt
Organism: Ochotona curzoniae (black-lipped pika)
Lineage: Eukaryota; Metazoa; Chordata; Mammalia; Lagomorpha; Ochotonidae
Product: extracellular tyrosine-protein kinase PKDCC-like
Exons: 4
Coding region: 1-660 (219 amino acids)
Source: RefSeq, a predicted model, not a curated record